AUGGCCGAUCAAUUCAAAUCGCGAACGCUCAAGCGCAAAAAUGUCAAAGGUCUUGCCUUGAACUCAGCUCCGAAGCCUGCCGCCAAUCCGUCCGAUGGAGUUGCUCAGGCUCCUGGAGCUGUCGGAAACAGCGAAGGCACCCGCACGGAUACACUGGAGAUUGGAUUGGAGUUCAGGUUGGACCUUCGCAGUGAAGACCUGGUUACCCUGAAGGAACUUGGUGCCGGAAAUGGCGGAACUGUGUCAAAGGUUAUGCAUGCUUCGACCAAGGUCGUCAUGGCCCGAAAGAUCAUCCGUGUCGAUGCCAAAGAGAACGUGCGGAAACAGAUUAUUCGAGAGUUACAGGUCGGCCAUGAUUGUAAUUCGCCUAACAUCGUGACUUUUUACGGAGCCUUUCAAAACGAAGCAAGAGAUAUUGUGUUAUGCAUGGAAUACAUGGACUGUGGUUCGCUCGACCGUAUCUCUAAAGACUUUGGUCCGAUCCGUGUGGACGUUCUUGGCAAGAUUACCGAGUCUGUCCUAGCAGGCUUGGUGUAUCUCUACGAAGCUCAUCGUAUCAUGCACCGUGAUAUCAAACCUUCGAACGUCCUUGUGAACUCUCGCGGCAACAUCAAACUCUGUGAUUUUGGAGUCGCAACUGAGACAGUCAACUCCAUCGCUGACACUUUCGUUGGUACUUCCACUUAUAUGGCCCCGGAACGUAUCCAAGGAGGUGCAUAUACUGUGCGCUCAGAUGUCUGGAGUGUAGGCUUGACGGUCAUGGAACUGGCUGUCGGUCGGUUCCCGUUCGAUACUUCGGACUCGAUGGCUGGAGACCGUGCUAGCGCGGGGCCAAUGGGUAUCCUGGAUCUCUUGCAGCAAAUCGUCCAUGAGCCUGCUCCCAAGUUGCCCAAGAGUGACGCUUUCCCACCUGUUUUGCAUGAAUUUGUCGCCAAAUGCCUACUCAAGAAACCAGAGGAACGACCGACGCCUCUGGAGCUAUACGAGAAGGAUGCGUUCCUACAGGCCGCUAAGCGAACUCCCGUUGACCUCCAAGAUUGGGCCAUCAGCAUGAUGGAACGGCACAACCGCAAAUCCUAUUUAGCCCCUCCGGCACCGAAAUCAUUGAAGGAGGAAACUUCUUCACCAGCUCCGAAACCCGCAGUCACCAAGCCCUCUCGUCCCUCGGUUGGAGAAAUCCCUCUCAACGUCGUCCGCGAUAUCCCUUCCAGCCAACAGCGACAGCAAUACCAACAAUCACACUACCCUCAGCAACCUCAACAACCCCAACAGUCUCAGCAAUCCCAUCACCAACAUGUACCCUCAAACCCAUCCCAUUACCCUGUUAGAUCGACUCGUUCUCCCCCAAUCUCUCUCGAGCAUCUUUCUCUUGAGAAUAAACCGGAUGAGUUCCGCCCGACCCGUCGCCCGUCCCGAACUCCCCUAGGUGACUCAAGUUCUACCCUAGAUCCCUCUCUGCGGUCUUCGCUCGGCUCUCGCUCAGCAAGCUCGCACAAUCCUACCUCACGAAUGCCUUUGCAAAACACAGCCCUACCUUUCCGCAUGGCCCCGUCGCCUGCGGGAAAUCAGCCGCCUUCCAGCAACGGAACCUGGCAGCGUCAACCACAUCCCAUGCGUGGGGACCACUUGACACGAGCCCUCUAA
This is a messenger RNA of Aspergillus calidoustus, 1644 nucleotides long. The record is from the annotation of a GenBank genome assembly. NCBI's taxonomy places the organism in Eukaryota, Fungi, Ascomycota, Eurotiomycetes, Eurotiales, Aspergillaceae.